Molecule: messenger RNA, 1173 nt
Organism: Colletotrichum lupini
Lineage: Eukaryota; Fungi; Ascomycota; Sordariomycetes; Glomerellales; Glomerellaceae
Exons: 4
Coding region: 1-1173 (390 amino acids)
Source: RefSeq, a predicted model, not a curated record
AUGGCAAACGACGCGCCUCCUGGGUUACUCUGCCCCCUAUGUUUAGUUCUAGGCCACUUGAAACGCCUCUUUCGAGCCACAAAUAUCCCCGUUGUUAUCGAAGAGGCCGAAGAGAACUUACAUGAUGAUACACACCAAGGCAGUAAGUCUCUGACAAUUGAAGAUGACGGCGACCCUAUCCCUGAUCACCUUAUAGGUAGCGUCACCACCGAUGAGGGGGGUUUCCUGGAUCCAGUAAAUGGUUUAGAUGAAGAAGAGGCCGUUUGCAACCUUACUGGAGUGUCGGAUAACCCAAAGAACUCAUCUUGGCGGCUGGGUGAUGCCAACACGCGCCCUUUGAUUUCAGCUACAUCUCGCAAUCCAACUGCAAGAGAUAUAUUGCGCUCAAACAACACAUCGGGUCCUUUCUGCAGAUCUUGCGCAGAAAACAGGGACCACUCUAGCCAGAAGUACAGAGCGGCAGUUUCACCGUUACACUGUUCAGGCUGCCGUCGGGACCAUCCAUCAUCCCUCUUCUCAGUAAAGCAACGGCAAGAGGAGCCCGAUACACGGAUCUGCAUCGGUCGAGAGGGACAUCUCAGGCUCCGUGAGCACAGAACAUUUGACUGGGACGAUGAAGUCAAGGCAACAUUCGAGCAUACGAAUGGCUACGCUUCCUGGGCCAGUGAAAUUGGUCUCGACAAGAGGGCCCAUCGGAGGCAGUCGCCCUGUCUAUUGUUUCCAGAGGAAGACCCUCUUCAAAUCGAUGCUAUGGCGUGCUUCAAGCCAUUUCGUUGCAUGUGCAUAGUCGACGGGAACGAGAGAGAGGGAAUCCAGCUGGAGGGCAUCGCUGGCUCGUUCAGCUGGAAUCCAUCUGCAAACGAGUGUCCCCAUUAUCACAGAGAGGAUCGGUGGUCUGGAGACGGCACGGCAUAUAUACAUACUGAAUUCUCGCGCUGUAGUAAACACGAUGGCUGCGUCAUAUUGUCUCACAGGCGCUCGAUACGGCGGCGCAUGUCUACUACCCAGGCUCUGGAGCCUUGCGACUCGCAAUGGUACCAGGCUUUGGACCCUUCGUCUCACGAUCUAGUCGACGAAAUCGAGUUCAAGAACGUGACGUGGUGCGAGGACGCGAGGUGUCGGAAUUUCUACAGGUUCCGGGAGUAUGCCAACGUGGGCACCUCGACGAGUUGA